UUUAUCCUGAAAGCAAGCAACUCUUUCCAUUCCCAUCAGAAGAAGUGGUAGCAGCCAUGCCAGGUCCAGUCAUCGAAGAACUCGUAGCCCAGAAGAAACUUGAGAAUGAUGAGCCAAUAGUCGAGGACGUCAAAGAAGAAGACGACCACGAUGAUGACGUCGACGAUUCUGACGACGACGAUGACGAUGUCGCCCAAGGUGGUAAUUCUAAGCAAAGCAGAAGUGAGAAGAAGAGUCGGAAAGCCAUGUUGAAGCUUGGCAUGAAACCUGUUACAGGGGUUAGCAGGGUCACUAUUAAGAGGACCAAAAAUGUUCUAUUUUUCAUCUCAAAGCCAGAUGUCUUCAAGAGCCCAAAUUCUGAGACUUAUGUCAUAUUUGGAGAGGCUAAGAUAGAGGAUUUGAGCUCACAGUUGCAGACACAGGCAGCUCAGCAGUUUAGGAUGCCAGACAUGGGAUCUGUGAUGGCCAAGCCAGAUGUGUCUGCCUCUACUGCUGCUGAGGCAGAUGAGGAAGAAGAAGAGGUCGAUGAGACUGGUGUUGAACCACGGGACAUUGAUUUGGUCAUGACACAAGCAGGAGUGUCCAGGGGCAAGGCCGUCAAGGCUCUGAAGACCCAUCAUGGUGACAUAGUCAGUGCCAUUAUGGAGCUCACCACUUAAGUUUUUUUUUAGAUAUUCACCUUUCAAUUUGUGCUUUAUGAUGAAUUUUUGAAGAUAUCAUGCUCAUUCUAUUUUUGUUGCCCCUGUUUAUUGGUUAAACCUCGUUUUGAGUAGUAGUGCUAUUGUAGAACCUCAAUGACUAAUAUCAAGAAAUGAAGGGCGUUCUCUAUUA
Molecule: messenger RNA, 831 nt
Organism: Lycium barbarum (goji berry)
Lineage: Eukaryota; Viridiplantae; Streptophyta; Magnoliopsida; Solanales; Solanaceae
Product: nascent polypeptide-associated complex subunit alpha-like protein 2
Exons: 3
Coding region: 57-659 (200 amino acids)
Biological process (GO): protein targeting to membrane
Cellular component (GO): nascent polypeptide-associated complex; cytoplasm
Source: RefSeq, a predicted model, not a curated record